GUGUUCCUUUACAUUUUCUAAGAAUGCAACUAAAAUCCAAAACAACGUCUCGUGAUGAUAAAUAUCCAAGUUUCUUAACAUUUCUAACAACUUAUUUGGGUUUUUAUAUACUGAUAAUUGUCGGAUUGCUGAGUAGUUUUUUAUUUCCACGAAAAUUUAAAAAAGAAGUGAAUCGUCAUGGAUAUCCACCACUUUCCUACAACUUUUUCCAGUUGUACAGUCGUUAUGUGAUGCGAAGAGUUCAAGACGGGCAUAGUUUUGUUGUGUGCAGUUUACCAGGUGCGGAAAUUGUUCUAAAAGACCGAGAAACACUGGAUGAUGGCUGGACAUUGAAUUUUACUGGAACAACGACAAAAUGCAUAAACCUAGGUUCCUAUAAUUAUUUGGGAUUUGCUCAAAACGAAGGUGCAUGUUCGGAAGCAGCAAUUCAAGCAAUAAAAACCUAUGGAAUCUCAACUUGUUCAACUCGAACACAAUUUGGCACUUGUGCUUUACACUUAGAACUUGAAAAACUAACGGCUGAGUUUCUAGGCGUUGAAGAUGCGAUUACUUUCGGGAUGGGUUUUGCUACCAAUGUCUUAAGUUUGCCUGUUAUAUUAUCUAAAGGAUGUCUUGUUUUAAGUGACAGUAAAAAUCACUCUUCGCUAAUCCUAGGGAUUAAAUUAUCUGGAGCUACAGUCAGAGUAUUUGAUCAUAAUGAUGUUGAUCAUUUAGAAGCUCGUUUACAAGAAGCUAUUGUCUAUGGUCAAGGCGCAAAGAAUGAUUAUAUUCCCUGGAAGAAAAUAUUAAUAAUUGUAGAAGGAAUUUAUAGUAUGGAAGGUACCAUAGUCCGUUUGAAAGAAAUAAUAGCGUUGAAAAAGAAAUACAAAGCUUAUUUGUAUCUGGACGAAGCACAUUCGAUUGGAGCAAUGGGCAAAACCGGAAGAGGAGUUGUUGAGUAUUGUGGUUGUGAUCCUCGUGAUGUUGAUAUUCUUAUGGGGACGUUUACCAAGAGUUUUGCAGCUGCCGGUGGUUACAUAGCCGGAAAUAAAGACAUAAUUUCAUGUUUGAGAAAACACAGUUUUGCAUCGAAAUAUGCCACAGCAAUCUCACCACCAGUUUGCGCACAAAUAAUAUCAGUUUUAAAGAUACUUAUGGGACGAGAUGGGACUGACAUCGGCUGUCAACGGAUUGAAGCACUUGCUAGGAACACAAGAUAUUUCCGAACGCAAUUAAAUCAGAUUGGUGUUGUUGUUUAUGGUCAUGAUGAUUCACCAGUCGUUCCAAUUCUGACUUAUUCACACUCCAAAACACUAGCAACAGUUAGAAAAUUACUCAAACACAAAAUAGCAAUCGUUGGAGUUGUAUAUCCGGUUACUCCAUUGAUGCAAGCCAGAAUCCGCAUUUGUUUAUCCGCAGAUCAUACCAAAGAACAAUUGGACUAUGCAUUAAAACACAUUGAAGAAGUUUCCCAAGAAUUGGGACUCAUAUAUUGCAAAAAUAAAAACAUUUAAUGCAUUUUUAGAUUGUUGAUUUAUAGUGCAAUAAAAGGGAACUGGUUUUAAUGUGAAAACAAAUUAA
This is a messenger RNA of Dalotia coriaria, 1560 nucleotides long. RefSeq names its product serine palmitoyltransferase 2-like. Gene Ontology annotation, cellular component: serine palmitoyltransferase complex. Bases 24 to 1493 code for a protein of 489 amino acids. Gene Ontology annotation, molecular function: serine C-palmitoyltransferase activity; pyridoxal phosphate binding. The record is from RefSeq and is a predicted model, not a curated record. Gene Ontology annotation, biological process: ceramide biosynthetic process; sphingosine biosynthetic process. The transcript has 5 exons. NCBI's taxonomy places the organism in Eukaryota, Metazoa, Arthropoda, Insecta, Coleoptera, Staphylinidae.